Messenger RNA from Miniopterus natalensis, 4558 nucleotides. The record is from RefSeq and is a predicted model, not a curated record. Lineage: Eukaryota; Metazoa; Chordata; Mammalia; Chiroptera; Miniopteridae.
AUCGCCACGAGCUAGGGGCCGGCGAGGUGGCGGAGCCCGCCGCUGCAAGGCGAGGACUAGGAGUUCGGAGACGCCCACCUGUCUCGAUUGCCUCGGAAUCCGUCUUCUCUCUGGGAUACGAUAAUAUUAUGACCCUUAUUUUUAAUGGAAGAUGAUUGAAUGUGAAAACCUAAACCAAGAAGAAAUUAUUAAAGAACUGUGUUUAUGCAAUGGUUUAUCUUAUGAGAUGGUUGUACAAGAAGGAUCAGAUACUUCAAAUCUGGAGAUGUUUUUCUCAGGGUAUCCCCGUAUCGUCGGAUUAUCACUGUUUCCCAAUUUAACAAGUCUCACGAUCGUUGCUCAAGACAUAAAAGAAAUUUCAGGAUUAGAGACUUGUUCAGAACUUAAAGAACUCUGGAUUGCCGAAUGCUGUCUAGAGAAAAUUGGAGGUCUUCGAGAAUGUAGAAAUUUAGAAAAACUGUAUUUAUAUUAUAAUAAAAUUUCCAAAAUAGAAAAUUUAGAGAAAUUAUUGAGACUGGAGGUUCUUUGGCUGAACCACAAUACAAUUAAAAAUAUUGAGGGCUUGCAAACUUUGAAGAAUUUAAAUGAUCUCAACCUUGCUGGAAAUCUAAUAAGCAGCAUUGGUCGAUGUCUUGAUCCCAAUGAACAACUGGAAAAAUUAAACCUCUCUGGUAAUCAAAUAUCUUCUUUCAAGGACCUUACUAACUUAACCAGGCUUCGUCGCUUAAAGGAUUUAUGUCUGAAUGAUCCUCAAUAUAAAACCAACCCAGUUUGUCUGCUGUGUAAUUAUUCCACACAUGUGCUGUACCACUUGCCUUGCCUUCAAAGACUUGACACGUAUGAUGUGUCAGCAAAGCCGAUCAAGGAACUGGCAGAUACCACAGCAAUGAAAAAAAUCAUGUAUUACAAUAUGCGUAUAAAAACCGUUCAGAGGCAUCUUAAUGAAGACCUUGAAAAACUGAAUGAUCGAAAAUGUAAAUUACAGAAGUUGCCAGAAGAACGAAUAAAAUUAUUCAGCUUUAUGAAAAAAAAUUUGGAACGGGAGCUGACUGAACUCAAGGGAUCCAGCAAAGGACAAAAUGAAAGAUCCAGUAACAAUAAAGUAACCAAGCUUGAAAUAUCAAAGAUCUCUGAGACUGUUACAGAAGAACCAAGCCUUCAGCAGAAGAUACUGACCAAACUCAAUGCCUUGAAUGAAAGAGUAACAUUCUGGAACAAAAAACUAGAUGAAAUUGAAGCAAUUUAUCGUAUUGAAGUAAAGCGAAAGAAGAAAAGUUGUGGGUUGUUGAUCCCAUUUUUGUCAAUUGAGUUGGAGACUGUAGGAAAUAUCCACUUUGAAGAAGGCACUCGAUCUGAUGACUGGUUUAAUUCCUGCUAUGAAUUAAUUCUAUCACGUUUUUGUUCAUGGGACUUCAGAACAUAUGGUAUUACAGGAGUGAAAGUAAAACGUGUCAUCAAAGUUAACAACCGUAUUCUGAGACUAAAAUUUGAAGAUAAAUUCCAAACAUUUUUGGACAAUGAAGAUAUGCAUGAUUCAGAGAGCUAUCGAAAGAUGCUGGAAUGCCUCUUCUAUGUUUUUGAUCCUGAAGUUACAGUGAAGAAAAAGCACCUGCUACAGAUCCUUGAAAGAGGAUUCAAUGACAGUGAAACAAGCAAGCUGCCUCUCAGAAAAGAAGCUGUUAUUCUUGCUAACAGCCUAAGUAUGUGUGAGUGUCCCAGAAUUGAAUUUCUACAGCAAAAGUACAAGAAUGAGAAGAAAAACUCUUUUGACAAUGAGCUCUUUAGACAUGGCAUCCUCCUCAUUACAAAGGCUUUCCUUGGCCAGAGUGGUCAGGCUCGUGAACAGGACUCCAUCAGUCAAGCCAACUAUCCAAUGCUUAAUUCAGUGUUCGUUCCUCGAAAAUGUAUACUAAAUUCAAUAGUGGGACAAAGAAACUGUGAUUGCAGCUUUCGGCAGUGCAAGUGGUUCAUCUUUGAUCAUGACCUUGUUUUGCCAGAAUACAUCGUUGAAUUUGAGUAUAUUACAGUGGUCAAGGCUCAAUCUUUAUUUUCUUCAUUCAACAAUGUUAUUCUAGAAGAAAGCAAAAAAUUUUCAGAAGGAUCAGUAUUGUCUCAGGAAUUGAAAUUUGAUGAUGAAGUUAUAAAAAUGGACCCUAGAAUCAAGCCCAAACCAAAACUUAUUAGUUUGGAUGAUAAAACAAUACUUUCCCUUGCCAAGACUAGCAUAUACAGUAAUAUUGUGAGUCUGAAUCUACAUGGAAACAGCUUGAGUAAACUAAGAGAUCUCUCCAAGUUAACAGGACUUCGAAAACUUAAUAUCAGCUUUAAUGAAUUUACUUGUUUAGAUGAUGUAUACCACUUGUAUAACCUUGAAUAUUUGGAUGCGAGCCAUAACCACGUGAUAACCCUUGAGGGAUUUAGAGGCCUGAUGAAACUGAAGCACUUAGACUUGAGCUGGAAUCAACUAAAAAAAUCUGGCGAUGAAAUAAAUAUAUUAUGCAAACACACCACAAGCCUUCUCACUCUUGACAUCCGACAUAAUCCGUGGCAAAAGCCAGCCACAUUAAGGCUGAGUGUUAUUGGCAGAUUAAAGACACUUAAUCAUUUAGAUGGACUCCUAGUUUCUGAGGAAGAAGCAGCAGCAGCUAUGAAAUUUAUUAGUGGAACAAAGAUUACUCAGGUAUCUGUCUUACGGCAUUCUAGCAUUAAAGAGGAGAGACCACGGAUACUUAGUAUAUGGCCUUCUGCCAAAAUUCUGACACAGAUUUCAAAGUUAGGACUACAUUCACAUCUGAACGGAAACUGGUACUUGAAGAUAACUGCCUUGAAUUUAGAUGGGCAACAUCUCUUUGAAAUCACAAAUUUAGAAAAAUUGGAAAAUUUGAAAUGGGCAUCAUUCAACAACAACAACCUCACGAAAAUGGAAGGCUUGGAAUCCUGUGUUAACUUAGAAGAGCUCACAUUAGAUGGAAACUGCAUCUCAAAGAUAGAAGGCAUUUCCAAGCUGACUAAAUUAACUCACCUCAGCAUGAACAAUAAUCUUCUCACUGGUUUGGAAAAGCAUACUUUUGAUAACAUGCUUCAUCUUCACUCCCUUUCUCUUGAGAACAACAGAAUCACUUCAUUGAGUGGUUUGCAAAAAGUGUUUACUCUAAUUGAAUUAUACAUAAGCAAUAACUAUGUUGCUCUCAAUCAGGAGAUCUACAAUUUAAAGGGUUUAUGCAACUUGGUCAUUCUAGACGUGUAUGGAAACAUUAUUGUAUGGAAUCAAGAAAACUACCGGUUGUUUGUAAUAUUUCAUCUUCCAGAACUGAAAGCUUUGGAUGGAAUCUCAAUUGACCCACCAGAGACUGAGUAUGCAAAAGAUUUGUUUGGUGGCAGACUAACUUCUGACAUGAUCGCAGAACGACAAGGACAUUCAAACUUCACCCAAAUGCAAGAAUUAAAUUGGACUUCAUCAUCCAUCAGAACUGUGGAUUUGAUUCCAAUAGACCAAUUUAGAAAUGUGUGUAAUGUGAAUCUACAGAACAAUAAUCUCACCUCAUUCAGUGGAUUAAUCUAUCUACCUAAUGUGAAGGUCUUAUGCCUCAAUUAUAAUCAUAUUGAAUCAAUUAUGCCCAGACUAAAGCCUCACAGUCACUUGACCAACAGACAAGUACUCUACCAGAAAGUGCCUUCAAGUGGGUAUGGACAGCAAGGAACCUCAAAAUUAAACAGAGAUAUAAUGAGCAAUGAAAAUUUGCCUCCAAUAAUGCACAACUUAGAAGUUCUCCAUUUGGGCUACAAUGGAAUUUGUAAUUUAAUUCAGCUACAACUAAACAGACUAAGAAAUUUAAAAUUCCUCUUUCUCCAGGGGAAUGAAAUCAGUCAAGUUGAAGGACUUGACAACUUAUUUGUACUUCAGGAAUUGGUAGUGGACCAUAACCGCAUCAGAGCAUUUAAUGACAGUGCCUUUGCCAAACCAAGCUCCCUGUUGGCACUUCACCUGGAAGAAAACAGACUACGAGAGCUGAACAAUUUACAAUCUUUAGUAAAACUAGAGAAACUCUUCCUAGGAUAUAAUAAAAUCCAGGAUAUAGCAGAACUGGAAAAACUUGAUUGUAUCUCUUCUCUCAGAGAGCUUACAGUUUAUGGCAAUCCGAUUUGUAGAAAAAUGGUACAUCGCCACGUGCUCAUAUUUCGACUACCUAACUUACAGAUGUUAGAUGGAAUUCCUGUGAAUUCAGAUGAUAGAACAAAAGCUGAACUUCACUUCUCUGAACUACAAGCAAAGAAAAAUUCGUUUACUCCUGUUGCCAACUCUCCUAUGGAUGGUGGAUCAUUUGGCCAAGUGAAAGCGUCUCCCAUAAAGAUAACAAAUAUAAUUCUGCCUGGUGGAUUUAGCCAUUACUUGGGAUCUGACUUCACUUUAAUUCCUGAAAUUGAAGAAUUCCUGGGAGACACUUCACAAGAUCAAAUAGAAUGUAACUGCCUAAAGAGAAAUGAACAUACACCAAGAAACCUAUUACUGUGUAGUAGUUUGCAAAAACUAGCAAUGUCAGUGAAAAAAGUAAGAUAA